Messenger RNA from Oncorhynchus keta (chum salmon), 3653 nucleotides. Its product is annotated as zinc finger protein 345-like. The coding region runs from base 984 to 3104 and encodes 706 amino acids. Gene Ontology annotation, biological process: regulation of transcription by RNA polymerase II. The transcript is spliced from 4 exons. The record is from RefSeq and is a predicted model, not a curated record. Gene Ontology annotation, molecular function: RNA polymerase II cis-regulatory region sequence-specific DNA binding; DNA-binding transcription factor activity. NCBI's taxonomy places the organism in Eukaryota, Metazoa, Chordata, Actinopteri, Salmoniformes, Salmonidae.
AUUAGCUUUCUCAAUUGUUAGGUAACGUCACUACUGCUAUACCUUAUGCCGCGUUCUUGUCCUAGUCGGAACUAGGAAACUCUGACAUUUCCGACUUGAUAACUGGUUGAACGAGGCACGUGUAACUUAAACCAGUUUGCAAGUCUAAUUUCCGAGUCUCCUAUUUCCGACUAGGACGUGAACGCGGCAUUAGCUCUCAAACUAGGGAGAAGGCAGAAUGUCGCCUCGUUUUCAGGCAUUAGCUUCGCCCACUACUACAUGUUAACAAUCCCGACGCGCUGUUAUAACGUUUAGAAACGUCAAUAAUCGCUUGUAAAUAUGGCUUUCGAAAAAUGACAUUUAUCUUUAAUCAGCGAGAAUUUAAAAAAAUAAAAAAUCCUUCAAAUAAAAAAUGUACAUACUGUAGCAGUUUUGCAUAGAUUUACGCUUAUACAGGUGUUCAAACAUUGCUAGAUAGUUUAUUAGCCUUUUGUCUCACGUAAACAAGCGCUGUAACAUGGAGAUAUGGCCAUCCAUGUGGGAGCAUGAACCAAGCCCUAUCAAGGUGCUUACCAAUUUAACCAGACAUCAAGAGACUAGUGUUAAUGUUCAGAUUGAGUUUUGGGGUCUUUUAUACUAGCAAUAUUUCAAUCUGUUCGAUUUCGCAGUGUUGAUAAAGGUAAAAUGUGCAUGUCCCAUCCCAGAAUUGAGGUGUCUUAAUGUAACCAUGAUUGCAUUCGACCUCAGUGCAACUCGGGUGUAAACAAGCGUAACGGUAGGGACAGCAUCUUCUGGCAAGCCCUAAGCUAUGUUGCUAACUUGCUAGGUAGCUAUGGUUUCACAUCCUCUGCUGUGGCUGGCUGUAUACUGUUAGGUAGUCUAAUAUCCACAGGAAAGUGUUUUACACUUCUCCAGCGUGCCAGUGGCCAUCGAAGGUGAGCAUUUGCCCACUGAAGUCUGUUACGACUCCAAACUGCAGUCAGGUCAAGACCCUGCUUUGCACCAUGAUGAAUCUGGUGAUGGGGGAGGCUAUUCGUAAAAUCUGCCAACUAUUCCUAGUGACCUCCUCACGUUUACAAAAUGAAAAUGGGAAACUGAAAACCAAGGUGGAGCAUAUGGAGGAAGAUAUGAAGACAAUAACUGAGAAGGCUGAACAUUAUAGAAUGUCUCUAGCAAAAGUAGAGGCACAAGCAGAACCGAAAGGACCAACCCAUGUUCUGCACAAUGGAAUCAUCUUUGCAAUUAAACCACUUGAUCUCCCAGUGUUGCCUGGAAUGACAGUGGGUUCAGCAUUGCCAGGGAAUGUCAGUCAAGCAAACCCUGUCACUAACGCAGCAUCAGUCCGUGCAGGUCCUGCAAAAGUUUGCCGUAAACCCACAGAGACGUCUUCAUUGGAGAAUGACUCCUCUCUGGGAGACACAGAUGGACUGAAUACAGACCCCUCCCCAAGAGACACUGAAUCCAACGUUGAGCAUAUGAGAGCUGCUCUGCCAGGGAGCAACGAGAGAGACGGCCAUGAAAGCCAGAAAAACAGCAAUACUACUAAAGGGACACGAUCCAAAGAAACCAAACGCUUCAAGUGUGAUAUUUGUGAGAAGACCUUCAGCAAGAACGAGUUGUUGAGAGUUCACAAGUUAACGCAUACAAGACCCUUCAAGUGCGAUGUGUGUCAGAAGACCUUCACCAGGAAGGGGUUACUGGAAGCUCACAAGCUAACUCACACAAGACCCUUCAAGUGUGAUGUUUGUGACAAGACCUUCAACCUGAACCGCUUGCUGGUACGUCACAAGCUAAUUCACACAGGAGAGAGGCCAUUCGCUUGUGGUCAAUGUGGCAAAACAUUCAGAAUGUCCAAGCAGCUCGAACAUCACAUGGUGCGUCACAGAGAAAAAACAUUCAGUUGCAAAGUUUGCGACAGUAUAUUCCCUGCCAAGAAAGAUCUGACACAACAUCGGCUUGUUCAUGCAGUGGAGAGACCGUUCAAGUGCCUGACUUGUGACAAGGGUUUCACAUCAAGGGCUGCGCUUAUGGGGCACGAGAGAAUCCACACCGGUGAAAAACCACACAGCUGUGCUGAAUGUGGGAAGAGUUACAGACUGUCUUAUGACCUAAGUAUUCAUAUGCGAAGACAUACAGGUGAACGUCCGCACUUAUGCUCAGAGUGUGGUAAGAGCUUUAUAACUAAAUCCAGCCUUGAAAACCACAAGGUAAUCCAUACAGGGGAGAAGCCAUUUAAAUGUGAGACCUGUGGAGCUGCUUUUGGCCAUAAAGCAAACCUUCAGAGACACCAAGUUCUUCACACAGGGGAGAGACCUUACAAAUGUAAAGUGUGUGGGAAAAGCUACCUUCAGUCCACUGACCUAAAAGCUCACAUGCACCGUCAUGGGGCAACCAAACCAUUUAUGUGUGACCUAUGUGGAAAGACUUUCAUUUACAAUUACCAAAUGAGACGACACAAUCUAAAAUGGCACACAGCUGAAGGAGAGAACCUUCCUGGGGGAGUUGGAACCUUGACAAAGCCAUUCAGUUGUGAUGUAUGUUUGAAUGGCUUCAGCUCCAUGCUAACUCUGAAAAAGCAUCAAGAAAUUCACACAGGACAAAAUCAAUACUCUUGUUCUGUUUGCGGGAAGACCUUUGCCUAUAAAAAUACUUUGGACUAUCACAUGAAACUUCACAGUGGAGAGAAGCCCCAUGAAUGUAAAUACUGUGGAAGAAAAUUCAUUCUUAAGCAAGCUCUCAAAGGACAUGAGCGAACCCAUACAGGUGAAAAGCCCUUCAAAUGCAGUUAUUGUGACAAGACUUUCUCAGUGAACAGCAAUCUCAAAAGGCAUGAGCGAGUCCACACGGGAGAGAAGCCAUUCAAAUGUGACGUCUGCGGGAGAGGUUUCAGCCAAGCCAACAACGUCAAAGCCCACAUGCAAGUCCACACUGGAGUUAGGCCUUAUUAUUGCAAGAGAUGUGGAAAGGGCUUUUCUGACAUAAGACACUACAAAAACCAUAGCUGUAAUGGUGUGGCAGCGACACGCAAUCAGUCUCGUAAACCUUCUGACCGCACUUUCAGAAGUAGGAAAGGAGGUAGAGACAGGAGUGCUUGCCAUAAUGCUGCUGUGAUGUUGACUCAGUGAUAUAAUCUUGAUCAUUCACAGUGGGGCAACUUCCUGCUUUCAGAAAUCAGGAAAAACAUAGAUGUAUUCAGCAGGGUGAGAAGUUCUCGGGUGAGUUUCUGGAAAGCCUCGUAGGAAACGAGAGGCAUAUCUGCCGUAAUGCUUGGAGAUUUUGCUAUAAGUCUUAGUCAAUGUUCAUGAGCCCACAUUAUCAUGGAGACGUUGUAUAUUUCUGACUGUGUUCAAUCAUUUACAAUGUGUUUUUUUUUCUUUUCUGUUGUGUAAAUCCUUAAAACACCUAAUUCAUGUGAAAAUAUCAGAACUACACAUUAAUACUUUGUCCAUCAGCUACAUAGGACCGCUUGAUUAGUUAUUCAGGUGAUUGUCCUGAUUGGGCAAGAAUUUUGAAGGAAUUCUUGUUUUUAAAGGUCCAAUUUGGCCAGGUCCAAUACAGUUUUUAAAGGUCCAAUGUUUCUAUAUCAAUAUCAUAUAAUUCCUUGGUAACAAUUGAAGUACCUCAUUUUUGCUUGUUUUCAAUUAAAAUGGUCAAAAAUAUAUAUUUUAAAAUCA